Messenger RNA from Solanum verrucosum, 549 nucleotides. Its product is annotated as auxin-responsive protein SAUR50-like. The coding region runs from base 14 to 316 and encodes 100 amino acids. The transcript has a single exon. Lineage: Eukaryota; Viridiplantae; Streptophyta; Magnoliopsida; Solanales; Solanaceae. The record is from RefSeq and is a predicted model, not a curated record. Gene Ontology annotation, biological process: response to auxin.
ACCAAAAAAAAAAAUGGCUCUAAAGAAAUCAAGCAAACACAUAACUCAAAGUGUAGCCCUCAAACAAAUCUUGAAAAGGUGUUCAAGUUUUGGAAAAAAUGAGAAUGGACUUCCUCAUGAUGUACCAAAAGGCCACUUUGUAGUAUAUGUUGGUGAAAAUAGAAGUAGACACAUAAUUCCAAUUUCUUGGUUGACACAUCCUGAAUUUCAAAGUUUGCUUCAAAGGGCAGAAGAAGAAUUUGGAUUCAACCAUGAUAUGGGACUUACUAUCCCUUGUGAUGAAGAAGAUUUUUGUUCUCUAAUGUCAAUGUUCUAAUAAGAGGUAAAACUGCAUACAAAAGAUCUAAAUGUGGUUCGACCCAUUCUUUGGAAUAAUCUUACGCACUACUAGAGCUUACUGCAUCAGACUGCCCUUUGAAUCAGCGAGACACUAUUGGAGAUUACUAUGGAGCAGCUAGAUUAGGCCAUUAAGUGAAUAUAGUUGAAUUUAUUUUUUAUUAACUUAUCAUAAAGAAAUCCCUUCUAAUUAACUUUUGUGGGAUUGAGUUU